UAUAUUUAUUAUAUACGUACAAAAGUAAACGUGUGCGACAGACGAGAGAGAGAAGAAAAAAAAGAAGAAGAUGCCAACGGUGUAACACAUCGCGGUUGACGCGCCAAAUCCUGUCCUCUGUCUCUCAGUGUUCGUCUCUGUGUCUCAGUGUGUUAGUGUUUAUACUCGUGUCCGUGACUCCGUAUUUAUACGUAUAUAGUGAGGGAUACAGCCGCUGAUGCUGCCGCCGCUAUACUACUACACAUCAGGUGCGAGAUGAUACUACGGCGACGAAAUUCACAAAUUCCCCGUGUCUGCUGCAGUGUGUGAAUAUAUAUCGCAUUACAAAAGGAAGGAAAAGAAGAGAGAAUUUGUGCGUCGUUCUGUGUGCCGCUGCUCCACAAGUGUGUAUAUGUGUGUGUGCGUUCGAGCGGAAAUCAGUGUCUCCGUGUGUGUUAUUGUGCGUUCAAACAGUGUGUUUGUAUAUGAAAAUUCCCCGAGUGCAAAAAUAUAUUGUUGUGUAAAUAUUUCACUCGGCCUCGAGUCGGUGUAAGAAAUAAUUGUGCGAAUUAAACGAAACAACGACGACGACGUAUAGACGUCAAGCUGUUGUCCUUUUCGGAGCAGCGCAAAUCUGGAUUGCCACCAGGAGAGGAUCAUCGCGGACAAAAUUCUGCCGGUUCAUAAAAAAAGAGGACGCACCGACGGAGAUGGCAUGAGGGAGGGCUGUGGCAACGUUGCCGAGGUGGUGAGUUCAUCAACAACAACAACAAUAGCCCAACAAAAACCCUUGAUCAUCGAACCGAUGAUGCACAUUCCACGCGAAUCCAACUUACCAGUGGGCGGGGGUGGCGGUGCCGUGCUGGUUCUCAGCGAGCUCGAGGGCAUGGCCGCGCGACAGCAGCGGGAGAUCGCCCAGCAGCGUCGACUCCUCGAGCAGCGCGAGGCCCGUCUCGCUCUUCUGCGCGGCGCACAGGAGCCGGCGCAGCAGGAGAGGCUGGCACGACUCAGGCACCGGCUCGAUCAACAGCAGAGCAAACUCAACAGACUGAGGUUACUCAGAUCGCAAACGGACGCCUCGAGAGCCAACAAUGCUACCCUCACAUCGGACCUGGACUGCAUCAGGGCUCUGUUCAACGAGAAGGAGAAAGAGCUCUCGCUGGCCGUGGCCAAGGUGGAAGAGCUGACGCGCCAGCUCGAGGACCUGAGGGGCAGACACGGCAAUCAACCGGGCCACCUGCCCAGCGCCGCGAGCGCGGAGCUCGAAAAGCUCAGGCGCGAGCUUCUCUACCGCAACAAAAUGAACGAGCAGCAGAAUCAGGUGGUGUCGCAGCAGCGCCAGGCCCUCGUGCAGCGCCAGGCCGAGAUGGCCUCGAUCGACGCCAAGAUAGCCCAGCUGCAGGGCCGACUGCAGCGCAAACGGGCCCUCAAUCAGCGACUGAGCCAGCAGCUGGCUCAGCAGCAGCAGCAGUCCCAGUCCCAGCAGCAGCAUAAUCCAGCGCCCGGACAGCUGAGCGGGCACCACAAUCAACAGCAGCACAACAACAACAACAACGCCAUCGUCAACAAUCGACAGAUGACGAGCGCUGAGAGCCCGACCAAGCUCGGCGGCAUGGGCACGAACAAGCUCAGGCCCGCGGGCAACAUCGCCGCGAUCGAGCCCUACUCGCACAUACCCAACGACAACGACGGCAGCGGCGGAGGAGGCGGCAGCGGCGGUGCCUUCAGCCUCAACAAGAACGAUCCCAAGUACCAGACUCUGCCCUACAACACCAAGUUCACGGUGAACUUCAGCAAGACGUCGCAACAGCAGCAGCAACAGCAACAGCAGACGUCGAGCGACGACGAUGUCAACAAGAACAAGAUUCAACAGCAGCAACAGCAGCAGCAGUUGCAGAGUCAGCAACAAGGUAGUGGUGGCGUUGGUGGUGGUUUGAGACAGCAACAGGCGCCCCAGCCGUACGGUCAUCAAGUUGUUCACAGUCAGACGCAGCAGCAUGUCCAAGGACAAUCGCAGCUGCUCAGUAAUCAACAGCAGCAACAGCAGCUCAACUCGCCGAAUCAAGUUGUCAUGCAUCCGAUGAACAACAACAAUAACAAUAAUGCGCCGAGCAGCAACAUCAUCAACAACAACAAUAACAACAACAUCAAUGCCAGCCACAAUUACCAGAACGAGCAGAUAAGGCUAAUGCAGCAGCAGCAGCAGCAGCAGCAGCAGCAGCAGCAACAACAACAACAACAUCUGCAGCAGCAGCAAAAGCAACAACAACAGCAGCAAGGCCAAAGCCAGCAGCGUCUGAGCACCGGCACGAGCAGCAGUGGCAUACCGACGCAUCAGAAGCCCGUCUCCAGCGUUGCGCCGAGCUUCCCCGUCAAGUCGCCGAUCUAUCAGACGUCCUCGACCAAGAUCCAUCCGGUGAUGCCGCAAACUUUGAGCCUCAUCGGCCGAGGCCACUCACAACAGCAACAGCAGCAACAGUCACCCGGACAGCAACAACAGCAGCAAUACGUCAACGCUGCGCCAAGUCCACAGAAUCAAAAUGUCCCGCAGAAUGGACAGCAGCAGCAACAGCAAGAAUCCGCAUUCCCGGGUCGUCUCAGCUUCUCGGUACCAACGUCGCAAAAUGUUCCUACGUCGGCCUAUCAGGCGCAGCACUCGCCCCAAUCGACCUGUUUUCCGGGAUACGCCUACAGCCAGCAGAGCUUGGACGAGCGACUGAGCAAAGUGCCCGAGAAGAUUGCCGCGAUUGAACAACAACAGCAGCAACAACAGCAGCAAAGAUUCGACGCGAAUAAAUACGAGCCGCAUCAAUCGAACAAAGCGUUCGAUCAAGUGGUCAAGCAACACGAGCAACAGCUGCAGCAGCAGCACCAUCAACAGUCCACAAAGUUGCAGCAGCAGCAGCAACAACAACAAACCGAGCAUCCCAUGCAGAAUUACAAGCACGAACUGCCUCAGCAGCAAUUCAAAUCCGAGCAGAAUCAAACUAAAUUCGAGCAUCUAGCAGCCAGAUUCGAGCAAGCCCAGCAGCAACAGCAGCAGCACGUGAAAUUCGAGGUACCAGUCAAAUCGAUACCCGAAGCGCCGCGACCCGAACAGACGUCGUCCCAGCAGCAACAGCAACAACAACAACAACAACAACAACAACAACAACAGGAGCAACACCAUCAGCAGCCUCAGACGAUCGUCAAGCAGAAGCCAGCUUUGCCGCCGAAACCUUGCAAACCGAAUCCACCUCCGAGACUUACGCAGCACUCGACCAUCGUCGAGCAGCAUCAGCAGCAGCAGCCACAGUAUGUGCCAUCGAUCGCUCCUUCGUCGUCGUCUACGACGACUACAACGACGACGUCGACGGCCGAAGCCCUCGUCGCGGCCGUCUCCGAGUCUUCCAAGGCUAUCAUCAGUAUGCCGGCCAGGCCCGAUAAGGAGGAAGAUGUAUUGCUGCCGCCGUUGCCUGCGUCCGAGCCACCGCCCGACUCGCCGACGACGGACGCUCUGAGCAAGCAGCAGCAGCAGCAGCAACAAAUGAUCGAGUCGCGCCCGUUGACUCUGAAAAAGCCCGGCGAAUCUCAGUUGCCAAAGUUCCGCUACGGCAAAUCGAAUCAGGUCCACGUGUCGAUCAAUCGACGAAUCGAAAUGCCGCCAGCUUUCCUAUUUCCGGAAAAUGAAAUUCCCGCCGAUCUCAUGCAAACCGACGUUCAACAACAACAGCAACAGCAACAACAGCAGCAGCAGCAACAGCAACAACAACUGAAACAACAGCAGCAACAUCACGAUGUAACGGAUAGCACGGCGUUGAGGAGAGUCAUGAAUGGCCCUGUGGUACUGAGCCCGUCGUCCAACGACUGUAAUAACGACAAAAUCGAAGAUGCGGAUAUCGUCGAGGCAUUGAACAACAUCAAUAUGGAUGAACAACAUCAUAAACCCGAGCCAAUAGAGAUCGAGACUCGAGAUCCCAGCGCGAACAAGCUGGCCGCGGACGUGAUACGCCGCAAGAAGGGCAAUCUCAAAUCCAGCACGGGCAAGGUGAAUCUGUCACGGCGCGUGAGCUUCGAUCCUCUGGCGCUGCUGUUGGACGCCAGCCUCGAGGGCGAGCUCGAGCUCGUGCGCAAAACGGCCAAGGAGGUGGCGAACCCGAGCUCGGCCAACGACGAGGGCAUCACGGCGCUGCACAACGCCAUCUGCGCCGGCCACCUCGAGAUCGUCAAGUUCCUCGUGGAGUUCGGCUGCGACGUCAACGCACAGGACAGCGACGGAUGGACUCCGCUGCAUUGCGCGGCAAGCUGUAACAAUUUGGCGAUGGUGAGGUUCUUGGUGGAGCACGGCGCCUGCAUAUUCGCCACCACGCUGUCGGAUCACGAAACGGCGGCUGAAAAGUGCGAGGAGGACGAGGAAGGCUUCGACGGCUGCUCCGAAUAUUUAUACAGCGUUCAAGAGAAACUCGGAAUCAUGAACAACGGCCAGGUGUACGCCGUUUUCGAUUACGACGCGCAGCACAGCGACGAGCUGAGCUUGAAGAACGGCGACUCGCUGGUGAUACUGCGCAAGGGCGACGACAACGAGCGCGAGUGGUGGUGGAGCAAGCUCAACCAUCGGGAGGGCUACGUGCCGCGAAAUUUACUCGGCCUAUACCCAAGAGUGCAGCCGCAGAGCAAAUCAGACUGAACACAGACUAAUUCGUUAAUUAAUAUUAUCCUCUAUCGAUAAGCGAUCAUGCCUAAUUAAUUUUUAUUUGUAAAAAGUAAAAUGCACGCUUGCAUUGAAAAAAAAUACUCUAUUUUCAAUAUUCUUAUGAACGAAAAGAAGUGAAAAUAAUAACAAAUUACGCAAUGCAUUUCGUUCGCGUAUAAUUGUACAAAAAAAAAGAGGAUGAAACAGAAUCAUGCUUAAUAAAUUUUUUUUGAUCGAUCUAUCUAAAGACAUAUCGUAUGCGUGGAUAUAUACGAAGCAUGGACGGAUUUUUGUGAAUACACCGCAUAAUACAAAAAAAGAGAAAGAGAUAUUUGUUAAAUAAUAACAAAGAUGCAUUCAUAUCGAAAGAGAAAUUAUUUAAUAUAAAAUUGUAAGUGGUAAAAGUAUGUGCUUGCAAACUGAACGAAAAAGUCGUCAUUUCGAAUUACAAAAAUGCACAAUGUCGUGCAAACUAUUAUUUUUAAUUGUAUAUAACUGUUAAUACUUAUCGAAUGGGUAAAAAAUUCAUCAACUAUGUCAUUUUGUGUAACGAUUUUUUUUUUCAUUCAAUUCGUAUCAUCGCAAUCUUUAUAGACAAUACUAUUAUAUGUU
This is a messenger RNA of Trichogramma pretiosum, 5263 nucleotides long. RefSeq names its product apoptosis-stimulating of p53 protein 1 (gene ASPP). The transcript is spliced from 15 exons. Bases 695 to 4645 code for a protein of 1316 amino acids. Gene Ontology annotation, biological process: regulation of apoptotic process. Lineage: Eukaryota; Metazoa; Arthropoda; Insecta; Hymenoptera; Trichogrammatidae. Gene Ontology annotation, molecular function: p53 binding. Gene Ontology annotation, cellular component: nucleus. The record is from RefSeq and is a predicted model, not a curated record.